This is a messenger RNA of Zingiber officinale, 2779 nucleotides long. RefSeq names its product regulator of nonsense transcripts UPF3-like. Gene Ontology annotation, biological process: positive regulation of translation; nuclear-transcribed mRNA catabolic process, nonsense-mediated decay. The transcript is spliced from 12 exons. Gene Ontology annotation, cellular component: nucleolus; cytoplasm. NCBI's taxonomy places the organism in Eukaryota, Viridiplantae, Streptophyta, Magnoliopsida, Zingiberales, Zingiberaceae. Bases 243 to 1946 code for a protein of 567 amino acids. Gene Ontology annotation, molecular function: mRNA binding. The record is from RefSeq and is a predicted model, not a curated record.
UGUCUCGCACUCUUCUUAGCAUCAAGUUUGUGCUCGCUGCAUCUCGCCCCCGAUUCGUGCUCUUUCCGCAAUCCCAGUCUCGGAUCGGAACCGUAUUUCGCUGGCAAAAACCCUAUGCCUUCAGGCGAGGAAUUCAUGUCCUCCCGAUCUAGCCCUUCGAGGAUUCCCGAGCGGGGAUGGCGAUCUUGAAGCGAGGGUGUCAAUUUUCGGUCAAAUUGUAAGGGGUUUCGAGAGUGGAUUACAUGAAAGAUCUCUUUGGUCGGACGAAGGUUUCGGUGAGGCGCUUGCCGCCGUCUAUGGUGCAGGCGGCGCUGGUGGAUCAGAUCGACAGCAAGUUCGCCGGCCGCUACGAUUGGUUCUGCUUUCGCUCCGGGAAGAAUAGCCAAAAAGACCAGAGACAUUCACGGGCAUACAUCAACUUUAAGAGACCGGAAGAUGUAGUUGAGUUUGCUGAGUUCUUUGAUGGACACAUAUUUGUCAAUGAGAAGGGAGUUCAGUUCAAGGUUCUUGUAGAGUAUGCACCAUCUCAACGAGUUCCGAAACCAUGGUUAAAGAAAGAUGGCUGUGAAGGAACUAUAUUGAAGGAUCUCGAAUACAUGGAGUUUCUUGAGCUUAUAUCAAAGCCCGUGGAACGUCUUCCUAGUGCUGAAAUUCAGCUGGAGAGGAAAGAGGCUGAAAGAGCUGGAGCUACUAAGGAAGUACCCAUAGUAACACCAUUGAUGGAUUUUGUUCGACGAAAAAGAGCAGCUAAACAUGGUGUUCAGAGAUUAUCUGGCAGCAGUAAAGUUCGUAAACGAACUCCAGGAGUUUCUUCUAGCUCUUCAAGACCUUCAGCUAAAAGAGGUUCUGAGAAGCGUAGAGUUGCGACUUCAACUGUUGUGCUUAGGGAUGGCAUGAAAAAGAGGGCUUCUAAAGACAAACCAACCUACUUAUUAAUGUCGAGGAAGGAAGACAAUCAGUCUGCUGUGGGCAAAUCUAUUUCUGUGCUUUCUACAAUGGAAAAGGAAACACAAGAAAUUGAAUUUGAUCCAGGAGUUGUUGGAUCUGAAAAUGACAGACUUGUGCUUCUGAAAGUGAAGGAGAAAGAAUCUUCUGAUGCUUCUAAAGUUUUGUCAUCACACCAGAUUGUGACAUCUUCAGUAAGAAGUUCACCAAUUUCAACAUCUAGGAAGAACCAUGCAAGUGGAAAGAUCAUUAGAAGCAUACUCAGAAAGGAAGGUCGCAUGGAUCAAUCAUAUAUAAGUACAACCCACACUGAGCAGCUAAAGGAUAUGGCAAAAGUGGAGUACAAGCAUCCACCACGAUCUCCUAGUGCAGACUUGAACUCAAAAGAUCUCACACACUAUAGUUUUUCAUUCACAUCUUUUUCUGAUGGCGAUGAUAAUAAAUAUACAGAUGAUGUGUCUGUCAUAGACAAUAAACAUGGUUCUGUAUCAAUUAGCAAAAAGCAUGACAGGCGAACUAGGAAUAAGGAAAUGCCUGAUCAUGGUGUUUGGGCUCCUCUUCAUCAUCCAGUCAGAUCUCAAUCCAAUGAUGGAAUUCCUUCAUCUUCUGAAGAUGCUCAGGGUUUAGCAAAUUCUUUCAAAAGCUUCUUUUCUCAACGGGCAUCAAGGAAAAUUGAAGAGAUAGCCAUUCAAAAUGCUUGCAUUGGACAAAGCAACAAUUUGGCUUUCUAUGAAACAUCACUUGGUCAUGGAGAAAGAAAAACUAAUGUGUCUUCUGCAAGAAGUGAAGGUAUGAAGGUCCAUGGAGGUGGACGAGUUGACUAUUCCUCAGCGGAAAAUGGUUCUCAUAGGCAUGCUGGUCAUCGUGGAUCAGUAUGUCGUCAAAAGGAUGUGAUUACCUCUCUGAAUCUUUCAAAAGGCAAGAGUUCCAAGAGAGGUUCUACUGUCUAUAGUUCCCAUGAGAGACAAGUAUGGGUUCAGAAGUCAGGCUUCGGCUCCUGAAUUUUGUACUGACCGCUGAAAUUUGACUAAUCAGAGAGACAUGUCACUAAUAGGAAAUACACAGCCAUCCUUUAUGAUCAUAUGUUCCAAGCACCAUAUUCCUAUAAUGAAACUUUGAACUCGUGCAGUCAACCAUUGCCUUCUUCAACACUUCAUGCUCGCUUUCUCAAGAUCUCACCUCUACCUUUAUGAUCAUAUGUUUGUAGAUUUGUCCAAUUGUGGAAGUGUUUGGCUUGGAGCCAUUUUUUGAGUUCUUGGUUACGUGAAGUGCAUAGUGCAAUGCCUCUCUGGGUAAAUUCUACUCGAAUUAUGCUAUUACUGAAUUGCUCCCCAAGUACAGCUAUAACUCCAGUUGAAUGAAGAAAGCACAGACUAAACUAGUUAACAGGUGAAAUAAAUUUGCUUUUCUGCAAGUUGCUGUGAAGCAUGAUCUACUUGAAUGGAAGCUUAAGUUUGUCAAGGAUGGUGAUUGUAGUUGGCCUGGAAGGUGAGGCCAUUCUCCCACAGCAUCAAACAAUGUUUGGCUAAGAUAUUUUUGACGUAUUAUAGCACAGUAUCCCCUCGAGUAGCUUAUGUAGAAGAGCUAAGAGCCUUUUUGGAGCUAGUCUCUUAGUAGAAAGGUGUAAAUAAUACUGUGCCCAUUGUUUAUAGGUUUAUAUAUGACCGUGAUGCUUCUCUGAACUGCUUUUGGUUUUGCCAUUAGUAGCUUUAGUGAGGAGAUUGCAGGUUGAGAAAGUCAAGCCAAGUGAAAAGUCUUCUGUGCAAUUAACCCCUUGUUUUAUUUUGAAUCUUUUAGCUCUAUAAUUUAAACUAUUUUAGGGUCUUAUUCUAAA